GUGGACGAUAGACCAGAUGGCUUUGGGGACUCCCGGGAGAAGGUUGUGACAUUCGGCUUUGAUUACUGCUAUUGGUCAGUCAACCCAGAGGACCCCCGCUAUGCAUCGCAGGAUGUGAUGGGCAUCCAGUUUUGCCAGCGCCAUUUGUUAAAAAGACUGUCUUUUCCCAAUUUGAUGGACUUUGGGCCCUUGUUGAAGAUCAGGUGACCACAGCAACCUUGAAAAGUGGGAAUUACUACCUCUACUUUACAGACAGGAAAACUGGAGUGAAGUAACUUGUCCACAGGCAUGCUACUAGUCUUUGAGGUUGGAGGAAGUUCAAAGGAGGAAGGCACCCUGCCAGUGGGACACAGGAGGCGGAUGCUGCUCAAAUCAGCACAAAGCAGUAAGUCCAGCAUUGAGGAAAACUUCCGGAACCCUCAGCGAACAUGACCCAAGCCCUCUCUGUGGAUGGGGCCUCUGUUCACAACCCCUCAGCUGGCUGGAUCCGUGUGUCAUGAACAAGCUGCUGCAGUAGAAGAGCCUGUGUGGUCAAAAGAUUCUGUAUCAUCCACAUGUCAUCAUUCCUUGCUUGUAUUCCAGGAUUUGGGGACUGAAGUGCUGUCUGGAGCUGCCAAAGGCUAUAACAUAUGCCUUUUUGCCUACGGACAGACAGGCUCUGGGAAGACAUACACCAUGCUGGGGACCCCAGCCUCCAUGGGGCUGACGCCACGGAUAUGUGAGGGUCUCUUCAGCAGGGAGGAAGACCAUCCCUCACUGCCUUCCUCCUGUAGGAUAAAAGUAAGUUUCCUGGAAAUCUAUAACGAAAGGGUACGGGAUCUUUUGAAGCAAUCUGAUCAGAAGAAGCCCUAUACUCUGCGGGUCAGGGAGCACCCAGAGAUGGGGCCCUAUGUACAAGGUUUAUCUCAACAUGUAGUUACCAACUAUAAGCAAGUAAUUCAACUCUUGGAGGAGGGGAUAGCAAACAGAAUCACAGCAGCCACCCAUGUUCAUGAGGCCAGCAGCAGAUCUCAUGCCAUCUUCACUAUUCACUACACGCAGGCAAUCCUGGAGAACAACCUCCCCUCUGAAAUUGCCAGCAAGAUCAACCUUGUGGACCUAGCAGGCAGUGAAAGAGCGGACCCCAGUUACUGUAAAGACCGGAUUACUGAAGGAGCCAAUAUCAACAAGUCCCUUGUGACUUUGGGAAUUGUCAUCUCCACCUUAGCCCAGAACUCCCAAGUAUUCAGCAGCUGCCAGAGCCUCAACAGUGCAGCUAGUGAUGGUGGUGACAGUGGGAUUCCUAGCUCUUCUUCUAGGACCAGCAGUGGAGGGAGACCUUCCCGGAAGCAAUCUUACAUCCCAUACCGGGACUCUGUGUUGACCUGGCUGCUGAAGGACAGCCUUGGCGGCAACUCCAAAACCAUCAUGGUUGCCACCGUGUCUCCUGCACACACCAGCUACAGUGAGACCAUGAGCACACUGAGAUACGCAUCCAAUGCCAAAAACAUCAUCAAUAAGCCACGGGUGAAUGAGGAUGCAAAUGUAAAGCUGAUCAGAGAACUCAGAGAGGAGAUCGAAAGAUUGAAAGCCAUGCUGCUGAGCUUUGAACUGAGGAACUUCAGUUCACCGAAUGACGAAAAAGAUGAAAAUCUGAAGGAGCUGGUUCUCCAAAAUGAGUUGAAGAUUGACCAGCUGACUAAAGACUGGACCCAGAAGUGGAGUGACUGGAAGGCCCUCAUGGAGUACUACAGUGUGGACAUCAACAGGAGGAGGGCAGGCCUGGUCAUUGACUCCAGCCUGCCACACCUGAUGGCCUUGGAAGAUGAUGUGCUCAGCACAAGUGUUGUGCUCUAUCACCUUAAGGAGGGGACAACAAAAAUAGGAAGGGUUGACUCAGACCAGGAACAGGACAUCGUCCUGCAGGGCCAGUGGAUCGAGAGAGACCACUGCACCAUCACCAGUGCCUGUGGGGUAGUUGUUCUGCGGCCCACCCCGGGGGCCCGCUGCACAGUGAAUGGCCGAGAGGUCACUGCCUCCUGCCGUCUGACCCAAGGAGCAGUUAUAACCCUGGGGAAAGCACGGAAGUUCCGAUUCAACCACCCAGCAGAGGCUGCGGUCCUGCGGCGGAGGAGACAGGUUGGAGAGGCCGUUGGUGGCAAUGGCUCUUUGGAGUGGCUGGACUUGGACGGAGAUGUCACUGCCUCUCGGAUGGGUCUCUACCCUUUGCUUUGGAAGGAAAGAGGAGUGCUGGGAGAACAGGGUGAGGAGGACCACCCGCAGCCGGGGAAUGGAGCGACAUCCCACGGGGCCCAGAUUCAGCAGCAGCAGUGCUAUGCAGAGGAUUUGAGGCAGCACAUCCUGGCAGGAAGCAUCAGAGCUGAGCAGGAGCUGGAGUUGGACCAGGCUGUCCUCAACCAGCAGAUUAAAGACAACCAGCAGUGGCUGCUCAGAGAAGAGACCUGGCUGGCCAGCUUGCAGCAACAGCAGCAACAAGAUUGUGUAGCAGAGAAAGAGCUCGAGGCCUCUGUGGCACCCGAUGCUUGGCUUCAGACAGAUGGUGAGGCUCAGCCACCCCCACUGUUCCAAAGCCAGAAGCGAGCGGCGCAGCUACAGCUCCUGCGGAGACACGCUCUUCGGACAGCAGAGCGGAACGUCUGGCGAAAAACGGCCACGUUCCAGCUAGAGAGAACCAUCGAGAAGCAGAGGCUACUGGAGGCCCAGAGGAGCUUGGACCAGCUCAAGGCAUUGUGCUGGCUCCAGGAUGACAGCACCCAGCAGCCCCCAGACCAGGUCCCAGGGCCUCGACGUAGAAGCAGAGCAGCAGGUUGCAGUUCUUUGAGCCUCCAAAGGCUUUGCAGCCCAUACUCGCCCCAGCUGCACAGUGUUCUCCUGAGUCAGGAUCCCUCAACCCCGUUACCACCUAUGCCUGGCCCCACUCACCAAAUGUCAGAGAAAACUCCGUCAGAAGAGCGUUUGCCCCAGACUGCUUCUUACCCUCCAAGGACAAGGAGUCUCAACAAAAAUGACCUCUGUUCCUCCACCCAGGGGCAGCUCUGCACAGCCAGGGGAGCCUUGGCCAUGAAGGAAGCCUCAGCUCCAGGCACCUGCUUCACUAUGCGCCUCGAGUCUGCCAGCAUUCAGGAAAUGGAGAGGGUGGGUAAGCAGCCUCGUCAGAAGGCGUCCCAGGGCUCGGCAUCACUGAGCCAACCAGCUAACAAGCUGAAGCCAGGGGAUGAGCCAGAGGUCCCCACCCCUACCUCCCAGAGCAGAAGGGUUAAGGGACCAGCAGGAUCGGGCUACACACAAGCUGGGUGGCAAAAAGAAGGGGCCCUUGCAACCCACAAGGCAGCCAAAGGAGCCAGUUGCAGUUCCUCACAUCCCCGUGCACCUAAGCAGAUGUCUGGGUGUGAAAAGGCAGCCAAGACUUUCCGGGCAGAAUCCAAACCAAAAUCUCCAAGCAGGGCAUCAGAAAGGCAGCAGAGGGUGCUGGCAGAUAGAGCCAGAGGCGCUGCCAAGAAGUGCUCUCAUUUGCCUCAUGGCAGUCCUUUAAAGAGGCGGUGCAGUGCAGGGGACCCAGAUACCACGGCCCCACUCACAGACUCCAGCCCUGUAGUGGGUCAUGCAGGAGAAAAAGACGAUGAUUUAUCUGACGCAAAUAGUGAUUACUCAGUGGAUUCUCUCUCCUGUGUCUAUGCCAAAGCCCCGGCAGAGCUCCUGAAGCCAGAGGACCCGCAGGGGAAGAAGCCAGAACUCCCAAAGCCAGAGAACUCCGAAAGUGAUGACAGCCAAAUAUCUGAGGACUCACUGGCUGAGAGGGGGUUCCAAACCCAAAAAGACAGUCCUGAGGGCACUCAUCUUACCAGUGGCCCUGGCUCCCACAGGGCCAGGACGAGAGCCUCUGGGAGGGGCUGUGGCAUCCCCUCAGAUAGUAGGCUGCUCACUCAGGCUCACAAGACCUUUUCCUUGGACAGUCUGAUUGAUGCUGAGGAGGAACUGGGGCGAGAUCAGCAAGAAGAGCCUUUCCUUGGCUCACCUGAGGAGAUGCCCACGGAGACCUUCUGGCACCUGCAGAACUCCGAUGUGUGUGCAUUGGGCCAGGAGGCAACGAGCACUUCAUCUUAUCUCGAUCCCCCGUUCCAGCCUGAUUGGAAGCAGCCCGAGUCAGCUGUGGAGGCAUGCUGCUCUGAAAAGGCCAGCUCUCUUCCAGGCAUGCUGCCAUCCAGAGGGAGCCCGCUGAUGUCCAUGGAUUCCUGGUUUUCCUGUGACUCAAACAUGAACCCCAGCAACCCCCCAGGAAUAGUGGGUUCUUUAUGUCCAAGUCCUGAUGUCCAGGAAUUUCAGCUCUGUGGUUGGGAGAAGCCUGGGUACUGGCUAAAUAUGGAAGAACUAAAGCCAUCGGGUACAGCAGUCCAGCCAUACAGCUUCACAGGGCUCCAAGGCAGUGCUGAGCUACCCUGCAACGUAAGAGAUGGGUACACAACCCCUGCUUCUGCUAAGUCCAAGCUGUCGCUCUGGGGGACUCACAGGCUUCUUCAGCCAGGAGCUGACGGCACCUUUCAGGGAAGGAGUAUUCCUGACACAGCCCAGCAGGGCACCUCUGAAGCAUCACACAGCUCUAGUGUGUCCAGUGUGUUGGCUGCCUCUGCCGCCUCCCUCACUCACCUAGGCAGCUCCUGUGCGUGGGACUGGUCUGCCCUUCAGCAAAAGUAUCUGCUGGAACUGUCUCAUCCUGUUUUGGAAGCUAUAGGAGAGCCCAGGCCAGCUUUCCCCUGCCUUGAGAAAGACUCUGGUUCCCUGGCCCAAGCUUCUGGCAAAGAAGGAGAUUCUCUAUUGCCAGUUGGUUCUAGGGUAUCGAGCAAUGUGGAUUUCAACUACUUUUCCAUCCAUCUAGCCAAAAGUAGCGAUUUGAGGGCAGAGAAAGAUCAGGACAGUUUGAGUGCCAAGUUAGAAGGUACUUCAGAUUUCUUGAGAACUAGCGAGAAAGAGGCGAGUAAUGAUGAAGCUUCUUCAUUAGACUUAGAAUUGUUGGCUUCUGGAACCACAAAUGCACAAGCGUUUGCAGGAGAGAGCAAGAUAGUAAAUUCAGUGACAGAAACAUGGAAAGUCAAACAGAGCAACUUGGGAGAGCACUGUGAAGGUAGCAGGAAGCCUGGACUGAUGACUUCCUCCUAUGAUUGUUUCUUCCUUAAGAACCCUUGUCACCGUACUGGCACCAUGGCCACCAAAGAAGACAGUUGGCCCCAAGGCUGGGUGUCUCUCAGGAAGAGUAUUCAAGACCAGCCAGGGCAACCAAGGCACAACAGCCACCACCCCCUCCAAGAAGAGAAGGCAGAUUGCCAGCAGAGCACCAAGGACACAGAUUUUUCCUUUGCCUUUCCCUCAGAUUCAGAGCUGUACCUGCACUCAGCUCCCCGGGAUCCGUUUCCCUCUUCCCUGCAGCCACCCCCCUUAGAAACUUUCUAUGUGACCAAAAGUAGGGAUGCCCUGACGGAAACUGCCUUAGAGAUUCCAGCGUGCAGAGAAGCAGGGGUGCAUUCUCCACCCCUCAGGGAAGCCUUGGGCUCCAGUCUUGACCACCAAGUCCUCCACGAUGCUUAUUUGGAGAAUCAUUUGCCAGUGCUCUUAGAAAACCAAAGUUCCAAGUUUGCCUCAUCUCGGCAGGUCACAGCAGAGAGGCCAGUUGACCUGAACACUGGGGAAGCUAUGGGAGAAGUAUGGAAAUGCCCUGCAAAUAGUAAAGAAAGCCACAACGCAGUUUACUUUUCUGUUGCUCAAAACGGACAUCAUCUCUCUCCUGCCAGCACAAAAGCACGUGAAUCUGAAAAUCAAGUUGGAAUUUUAAAUAAGAAACAGGGUCUUCCAGCACUCAAGGAGGGAGAAAAGGCCAUUACCCCGUCCUGCUGCAAGGCUUCCUCAAGCCGUUCUGUUUCCGGGAAGCCUCUCUCUGUUGGUGAAUCUGGGGAAGAUGCACAGGGUCAGAAUGCAGUCCUGAGGCAGAGCCAGGCCUUACAUAUGAACAGGCAGUUUCCUUCUGGGGCUAGGUCUGAUUUCAUCUGUAAAGCCAUCAAUUUAGGCUUUGAGAAGAACAUGCUAGGAGAAACUGCUAUUUCUCUGAAGUCCAGAGCAGUAGAUCACAAAGCCGGCAACCCAGUGACAGUGGCCCAGGAUGAGAGCCCUGCCCACAGGUGGAAAGAGAAGCAUGAAACUGGGCUUCUUGGAAAAGCUCUCCAUUCUACAGACAGCGCAAAUGAGCCUAAGCUUCCGGGGGCAGACUCGACAUAUGGAAGAUUCCAGACCAUUCCAUCCUCUCAGGAAAGAAACCUCAAUAAGUGCCAACUACCUGGCAAAUCACCAGAAAGGACAAAGGAAGAACCUUCUGGGGAAAAACAGAAUAAAAGAGUUAAUAAUGAUGAUGAAAUGGCGAGGCUGAUUAGGAGUGUAAUGCAGCUAGAACAUAGCAUCUUGGAAAUCGAAUCCAAGCAGAACAAGCAGCUGCGGGCUUCCCACACACCAGGGGUCAGAAAGGAGAUUAUGUUCCACGACUGGGAGAAGGCUGACCAUGUCCUGAGGCCAGGCAGCCCUGGAGACCACUUGUCCUUCAACGAUCAUCCAUGUUCUCCAAAACACCACGAUGAUGUUAUCUCGAGGGAUUGUGACGUCAGAGAAAUGAAGGAGCUUAGCAAUUGCGUUGGGAAAGACCCCCAGGUGCAGAGCCCCUUCAAGGCAAGGGAGUAUAUAGAAGAAAUUCAAUUUGUGAGAGAGCUCAGCCACCCAGCUACUUCAGAGAGCUCUGCCGAGGACACUUGGGAUUAUUUAGGGACAUGUAUAGCUCCCAGAGGGCUCACCAACACUUCCCUUCACCCAAGGAGAGUGAUAGCAUCGGCCAGGGCUCUGCCACUGCAGCCCAAGCAAGAGAGGUCUUCCGAAAAUGAGGGUGAGUUGUUAGACGCGUCAGCUAGCCCCAAAGAGCAGCCAUAUAAUUUGGGAAGUCUUACGGAAUUGAAGACUGUAAAAGUUUUCCAUAAAAACCAAGUUGCUGAACACAUAAGCAGUUCCAAUCAAAAGGAGCUAAAAGUUCAAGGCAGAAUUGAAGAAAUGACUGUGCAAAUGGGACGGAGCCUACAGGAGGAAAAUAAACUGGUCUUAUCACAUCAGAAACUUCCUAGUCCGAGCCAGCUUUAUAUGAGCAGAUUCCUCAGCCAGGAGACCAUCUGCCCACUGCUGAGCCAGAUAGACUCUUCUUCUGCAGCGUCUUCUCACCAAGACCUGACUAAAACCUUGCCCUUGAAUUCUCCGGGAUUGCCAAGGAGCAAUUUUUAUGCACCUGACACUAUAGGCAUCUUUUCAGUUGACUAUGUACUAGAUCCCACAGUGUUUAAAAUUCAUGACAGCCCCUUGGUAGCUCGAGUCGGGCAUCAGGACCAGAGUGGAGAUACCAGAAGCCACAGCCCUCGGGGAUAUGUUAGAAGGAUCACCUCCGGGGCACACCCUGGUUGGUGUGGAUCUGCGAUCUCUAUGGCCAUAGGAUCUCACGGUCAGUCUGGUGCACCAGAGAGCAUUUCCCUUGAGGAAGGGGGCAGGGUAUCAGCAAGCACCACCCCCCAAGACCAGGGAAGGGGCUUCAGAAGCACCUUCAUGGACUUGAGUACCAGGGAGGGUUUUGCCCCUGAAACAGAGGCAGCUACACAAAAAGAAAUAAAGAGAGCCAGUCCCCUAAACAGGGUCUCUAGCCAGCUUGAAAAGAGGGCCAGCAGUCCCUUAGAAGAGGUUGGCUUCCAAGACAGAGAGGCAAGGCAGAAGGCAGAGAAUGAGGCCAAGAACCUCAGUGUUACCAGUGAUGCCUUCUCAGCGCCUGCCUCCUUGACGGAAGUUCCCGGUCCAGAGUGCAGGAUACGGGAGUCCUCUGCCCACACAUCGUUGUGUCUGGCUCUGUUGGAGGAGGUCCGACAGGCAAAGGCCCAGGGAAAACAGCUCAGUGACUUUGUGGCUAGGAGGACAGUCCUUCCUUACUAUGCAACUUUACUAGAACCUGAAUGUUCUUCAUGGGUCCCCAGGAGGCCUCGGUAUAAACACACGGACCAGACUGUGUUGGACAGAACCAGGAACGAAGGUGAAGCACGGGGAUUUCACGUGGCAUUUCUGUCUGCUGCACUGGGACAUCUGGUGGCUGAUGAGAGGAAAGUCCUCCAGGCCACACCCCUCUCUGUAGAGAGCUUCCAACUUCUUCCCAACUCGGAAACUCCUAGAGGGACCUGGCUGCCGUCACAGGCUUCCUCCCUCGUUGGCCCUGCUCUAGGCAAAAGCUGUUGCACUGGAGAGCUGAGAAAUGUCCUAGGAGUAGGUGAACAGUUUAUCCCUCAUUCUAGUAUCCCUCAUUCUAGUUCUUUUGAAGUCAUAGAGAAACAGAAAGAAGCCACCAGAACAUCUUCCACCCCUGGUCCUUUGGGCUCACACUGUCCUUCAGCGGCUGUGGAGGACAGGAAGGUAGAACCAGAGAAAAUGGUACCUGCCUUGUCUUUUCAGGCCCCCUCUGAUGAGUCUGGCAUGAUUCCUCAUGCACCAAGUUGGCUAACUGCCUGUGAGACCACAGAUGAUACACUCCCUGACCACCAGGAGAGCCACCCUGAGCACCUGGAACCUAGCAUUCUAGGCACCACACAUGGGGGAGGUUCAGGGAACUUCUUAGUGACUGUACAGGCAGGAAAAACAACCUGUUUUGAACAUCAGUCUGUACUCUGUGACGUUCAAAGGUCUGCAUGGCUCUCAAGGCCUCAGCAAGACCAUGGUCAAUGCCUUAGAGCUUCCACAGGCUUAGAAGAAGGGAGGGCAAGUCCCAAACAAGGUUCCCUCAGGUCUGAAGACCUGAGAAGGGUUGAACUUGAAGAUCCCUCACAGCAGCGUGUGAACUGGAAGGGGAGUGUUGGGUCUAGGCUGGCAGAAGCUUGUAGGUCUGGCAGCAAACAUCCCAAGUUAAGUUCAUUGCCAGAUCAAAGACCUAGCCCAGGCCCCGGGGGUGUUGGGGAGGAGGCCUCAUUCAGAUGCCCAGAGAAAACUUUAGAUUGCAUUGUCUCAGGGACCAUUGAAGGCAGCAGGACUCCCAGCCCAUCUGGGGGACUAGCAGAGAGCCUAGCUCUUCCGUCCCUGCAGCUGUGUGACUCUCAGCACAUUGCUUCUCAUGCCUGUUCUCCUCACUCCUCCGCUUUACUGUGUUGUGGAGGUGGUGACCUGCAGAGAGGGACUUCCAAGGCUGCCCCGAACACUGUCCACCUGCCCUCCAUCAUACCUUCCAGAGGCUGUGGCAUCGAUGAGAGAGAAGCGGGCCAUUCCAGGGAACCUGACGUGCUCUUGGCACAUGGCCUCAAGGCCAGAGGUAUGAAUAUGGAGUUCGGGCCAGCACAUUGCAGCACUCUGGAGCCCCUAGAGACAGCUACUGUCUUUUCUCUGGCUCAAGGCUGCAGUUCUUCUUUGGCCCCUGAUAGGAGGACAAGUUCCCUCGGCCACUCAAGUGCUGAUGGAAGCUCAAGGUCGGCAGGAAGCCCUGAGAGAAAGUUUGUUGAGAAGAAAACCAGCACAGAGUCUGAGGCUGUGCCACCUGUGGGCAUGUGCUCUGAGUCACUGAGGCAGCCUCAGGACAACUGUGCAGGUGGCCAGAACACACAGAUGUCUCAAACUCAGCCAAAGCCGUGUGCAACAAAUGGGGCCCUAAAUGCCUGCCAGAAUUUAAGUGAAGGAUCUGUUGAGAAUGAGCUGGUGGUGGAGCCACAGCAUGGGUGUUUAGAAAAUACCUUCAGGUGCCUUCCUGAAAAGCCACAGCUUUCCUCUGAGUCCAGGGAUGCCCAGGCGGGGUUUGUAGCAAGGUUAAACCACACGCAGAGUACUCGGGUCGACUGUCCCUGGGAGGAGGAGGAGCAGCAGAGAGACCAGGCUUCAGGUGAUGGUGGAAACCCUCUUCAGGGUGGGAGUCCCCCACCUUCAGAUGAAGAUGGCUUGAACGGUCAGAUUAGAGAUGCCAGGACAAAGGAAGAGGCUGUGCCCAAGCUGGAGAGGUUCUCACCAGACUUUGAAGACUCGGCCACUGUGCGUUUGGGGCAAAAUGGACCACCUUCUCCCAUCCAGCCCUGCUCUGGCAGGGGACAAUCACCUUCCCGUCAUCGGGGCUCGGUUCCUGUGAUUGCAGUCUUCUCUGGCCCCAAACACUCCCUUCGAGCCCUUCCCAGACCACAGUUCUCUAUGGUUAGCUCUUCUCGGUCUCUUCAGGAGCUGAACUUGAGUGUGGAGCCUCCUUCCCCCACAGAUGAGGACCCACAGGGACCUAACAGAUUAUGGAGCCCACAUCCUAAGGACUGCUGCUCAAAAGAGCUGGUGGCAAGCACUUCUCUGAAAGCUCAGCACUGCAGUCAGAAAGCCUUGUCUAAUUUAGACAGUAGGAUUGCUGAUCAUGGGCCCUUGAAACCUGCCACCCUGCCCUACCCAGCAUCUUCAGCCCUCUCAUGCCUGCCAACCCAAGAUGUCCUGACCAGUUGGAUGCCUGGUACUCUGGAGCAGACCUGUGAGGGAAGUUCAGAGAAACCGAGUGGCCAGACCAGGCCAACGGAAUGGCUUUCUGGGGUGGACAAAGGAGUGCUGCACUUUGACUCCAGUGACAUCAAUCCAUACAUCCUGCCCUGGCGUUCAGAGGGGCCUGAGCGUGUUGGCUGGAAGCAGUGUGUGUUUGGCAGUGCAGUCAAUGUCUCCUGCAGCCAGACACCCCAGGGCCUGGCACCAUCAGAUGUGGCCCCAGGCUCCAGCAUAGACAGUGGCCUGGAGGACCAGAAUUCCCCCUUUCACUCCCACCUUAGCACCUAUGCCAAUGCCCAGGACCUGUCAAGCACACGUGGCAGCAUCGAGAAUGCUCUGGCUUCAAAUGAAGCUUCGGAAGUAUGGGGUUACUCGUUUGCCUUGGGACGACCCCACUCCGUGACAGGCCAUGAAGGAGCAGACAGGCGAUCCCAGAUCAGGGGCCCCCUUGAUGAAGCAGGCCUGAGGGGUAAGUCCCCCUUGACUGAAGGAAGUGCCACAGGUCCAGUGGAUGAAAUCCCGCGGCUGUAUCCAUCAGCUGCAGACCACACUGGGGGGCAGGCCAGGAUGGGCACCCUUGAGCAGGGCACACAGACCCUAGACUGCAGGCUCCGUCCAAGCUGCACUGACGUCUCCUCUGCCAUGCCAGAAGCCAGUGCAAUGUCAGUCUCUCAUCUGGCCUCGUGGACCAGCAUGCACAACCUGUCUCUCCAUCUCUCACAGCUCCUGCACAGUACCUCGGAGCUGCUGGGGAGCCUCUCCCAGCCAAGUGCGGCCAGAAAGGAGCAGAACACCAAGGUGGCCCCAGGGGAGGCUCCACAGGCCCUUAGGAUGGACAGUUGUACUCAGACCGCUGUGGAUAAGGGCAGCCAGACUGACCUGGCCUCACUGCCUCUGCCCCUCCAGGUACCAGAGGCCAGCAACGCUCAGGAAGCGAAUGUGACCCUUGAAGUGCUGGGCUCAGAUACCUUGACAAUGUCUCCAGAAAAGGGAGCUGUCCCAAGGGCACUGGAGAAGAGAGAGGCAGAAGAAACAGCAUGGAAAACACCAGGGUCCUCAGAUCUUCGGGAAGAAAGCAUCCACUGCAGGCCCCAGAGGCCUCUGGUACUUCCAUCCCAUUUGAGGUUUCAGAAAGACCCCCUUGGGCAGAAGCUGCCUUCUGUGAGCCCCCAAGAUUCUCCCAAUGUGGCCCUGGCUUCUAGCUCCCAACAAGAGACAUCCGCUUGUCUGGCUGUCAGCAGCUCUCGUCUCAGCAUCUGUCACUCCUCAGGGCUCCUCCCCAACACUGCAGAGGCCACUGGGGAGCCCAGGGUCCAGAAGAAGCAGCCAGGCCUCAUGAGUGCCUUAUUGGUGGACAGGGCCUCCUCCCCAAUCCUCAUACUUAGCGCCAGUGCCCAGGGGUCGUGUCCCGUCCCAGGCACCUUGUCUAUCUCAGCCCUCUCACCCCAGCCUCUUGAAGGCCACCAAAAGCUUGACAUUAGCCCAGUCCCAGCACCUGUGGAUGGUUACCCCCAGCCCAGCGAUGAGGCAGUUGACUUGCCGGGAGUCGAUGCUCAUUGUGGAGGAGGCAGGGGUCCCUGGGAGAGGAGUGAUGAGAGGCCCUUCCUUGAGUUAAGCUCGUUAAGCAGCCCACAGCACUGCCCAGAACUCCCAGAUGGUGUCCUAGGACAGCCCCCUCAGCAGCAUCAGCCCAGGACCACCCAGGCAGUGCCCACCUGGGUACAAAGGAGCACACGGCCACCUCUGCCUCUGAGGAGCAGAAGCCAUAGGCUGGCCAAGAGCUUUGUGCCUGAGGAGGUGGCUUCACCAGACUGUGACCCACUGAGCAGUAGGGGGCCAGCUCCGUGGCAAAGCAGGACAGAAAGUGGGAGUGAGCGUCCAGCACUUCUAGUGGGGCCACAGCCCGCUCCAGGUAACUCUUCUCCAUGGGGAGACACCAGGCACCUCAGUCCCUGCCCCGUCUCUGAGGAAACUGAUACGACAGUGCUCCGAGAUUCCGCCUCAGGCCCGGCUGGGGCCCGCCAACCAGAGGGGCUGUGGAGCCCCACUUCCCAGACCUGCAUGGCUUCUGAGCCCUCGCACCACAGUCUGAGGGACCUCCCGGUGCAUAACAAAUUCACCAACUGGUGUGUCCUUUGUGGUGACUCGCCUGUGGGACUGGGUGUGACUGAGGAGCUGGAGACCAGAUGUGAUCUUGGCUCUGGCGAGCAGGGAGAGAGACCCCCCCACGCUCCUGAGGACCAGAGCCAGGCUCCCGAGUGGCCUCAGAGGGAGCAGAUCCCCCUGAAAGUUGGGGCCCAGAACCUGUCACUCAGCCUGGAGCUCACAGAAGCAAAGCUGCACCGUGGCUUCGGGGAGGCAGACGCCCUGCUGCGGGUGCUGCAGAGCGGGACAGGAGCGGCGCUUGCUGCUGAGCACCCAAUGCUUGCCACCUGGGAGGAGCUCCAUGCCCGGCAAAAAAAAGCCAUCCAGACCCUUAGGAAAGAGCGGGCCGAGCGACUUCAGAACUUCCGCCGGACACCAAGUCUCAGCCGCCAGAAGCAACUGAGCCUCCUGCCCAGCAUGGAUUUCCCCAAGUGGGAGCUCAACUUCCCUAGCCGGCGCCGAGAUUACCUGCAGCAACUGAGGAAGGAUAUUGUGGAGACCACCAGGAGCUCAGAGGCUGUACCAAGGUCUGCUCACCCACCCUCUGACAUUGAGCUGAUGCUGCGAGACUACCAGCGGGCCCGGGAGGAGGCCAAGGUGGAGAUCGCCCGGGCCCGGGAACGGCUGCGGGAACGGACUCAACAGGAGAAGCUGAGAAUCCAGGAGCAGAUCGUCUCCCAGCUGCAGAGGGAAGAGGAAAAACUACAGACUCUGGCCAACUCCAGCCCCCUGUGCACCAGCUCCAAUGCAAGCCUCUCGUCUGGUGUCACCUCUGGCUAUGACAGCAACCCAGCCUUGUCAGGCCAGCUGCAGUCCCCAGACACCCUGGGGGACACAGACUUGUCUGACUCCAGAGACGCCUGGAUGGGGGAUGGGCGGGGCCGCCCUGCAGUGAGGAGCCAUCACCUGUGUCUGGCUGGGCCCUCCUGGAAGAACUCAGCUUACGGCCAUGGAGCCUCCCUGGGCAGUGGCUGCUGCUCCCCAUCCAGCCUGUCCAGCUCGAGGACCUGCUUCUCCUCCUCCUACCAGGACCUGGCCAAGCACAUCGUGGACAUCUCUGUGGCUGACUGGCUCUCCAUCUUGAGAAAAGGGGCGUCAGUAUACACUGGCCGGCUGACCACCCAGGGCCCAGUCUGCCCACUGAUGAGGGCGUGGCCACCGUGUCCUCAGGUAAUGGCUGCUUGCUCGAAUAACCUGCACAACCUCUUCAUCCGCCAGGCAGCAGCUGGCUGGAGCUACCAGGGCGAGGAGCAGGAGGUGCGGCUGUACUACAAGGUGUUCUCCUCCACGCGGCACGGCUUCCUGGGGGCCGGCGUGGUGCCCCAGCCGCUGCCUCAGGUCUGGGCAGCUGUGAGUGACCCCACCCUGUGGCCCCUGUAUCACAAGCCCAUCCAGACAGCACAGCUGCACCAGCGGGUGACCAACAGCAUCAGCCUGGUAUACCUGCUGUGCAGCACUGCCCUGUGUGCCCUGACACAGCCGCGGGAUUUCUGCUGUGUCUGUGUGGAAGCCAAAGAGGGGCACCUGUCCAUCAUGGCGGCUCAGUCGGUAUAUGACACAUCCAUGCCACGACCUCGCAGAGAAGUGGUCCGUGGGGAGAUCCUGCCCAGCGCCUGGGUCCUGCAACCUCUCACUCUGGAAGGGAAGGAGGUCACCAGGGUCAUCUACUUGGCCCAGGUAGAACUUGGUGCUCCAGGCCUAGCCCCUCAGCUCCUGAACACCUUUAUCAAACAGCAGCCACUGGUUAUAGCCAGACUGGCCUCCUUCCUUGGUAGCUAGCAUCCCAUCAUCAAGAUGGUGCUGCUGCGAUGCAGGCCCAGCAGGCUCCAGAGACGCUGCGGCAGCUCCUUGCUACUUUCUUUGCCCUGGUGCGAGAAGAGCUGAGGUGACUGCUGUGGCCGACUGAACAGACAGCACUCAGCCCAGCAUUGCCAGCAAAGCCCUGUCAGUCCCUGGUCACAGCUGCCGCCACUGCAGAGCUCCUGGCCCGAGCCCCUGGCCCUGGCCGUCCAGGGCGUGCAAAGCUCAGUCCACCCUCUGGAUUUCUCACCUUCAUGCCCUGUGUCUGGGGCCUCAAGGCACACAGCUUGCUCAAGGCCCAGGACUGGGUGCGGCCAGCUGAGCUGGGGGCCUGCAGGGAAGCAAGCAGCCAUUGGCCAAGACUCCUCCGAAUCUGCCUCUGGAGUUCAGCCCCACUGUGGGAUGGGGUGUUGGACAAUACCAAAACAGAAAAAGGGUUUUAAAAAACAGCUGCACAAACCGGAAAA
This is a messenger RNA of Loxodonta africana (African savanna elephant), 14951 nucleotides long. RefSeq names its product StAR related lipid transfer domain containing 9 (gene STARD9). Lineage: Eukaryota; Metazoa; Chordata; Mammalia; Proboscidea; Elephantidae. Gene Ontology annotation, molecular function: lipid binding; ATP binding; microtubule motor activity. The record is from RefSeq and is a predicted model, not a curated record. The coding region runs from base 451 to 14463 and encodes 4670 amino acids. Gene Ontology annotation, biological process: microtubule-based movement; spindle assembly. Gene Ontology annotation, cellular component: cytoplasm; centriole; nucleus. The transcript is spliced from 35 exons.